Capronia epimyces CBS 606.96 is the source of this 1362-nucleotide messenger RNA. Its product is annotated as phosphatidate cytidylyltransferase. Gene Ontology annotation, molecular function: phosphatidate cytidylyltransferase activity. The record is from RefSeq and is a predicted model, not a curated record. The transcript has 2 exons. Gene Ontology annotation, cellular component: endoplasmic reticulum membrane. The coding region runs from base 1 to 1362 and encodes 453 amino acids. NCBI's taxonomy places the organism in Eukaryota, Fungi, Ascomycota, Eurotiomycetes, Chaetothyriales, Herpotrichiellaceae.
AUGCCUAGGCAUAGAUCCGUCAAGUUCCAGCAUCGCGGCAAUGGCAAUGGCAAUGGUCACGACCAGCGACGGCAGAGCCUAUCUACAGCCAGCGACAGCACCUCCGAACCUCCGAGCCCUUCAAGGGAGGGCGAUAACAGUCGAAAUGGCUCCAUCGUCAAAGGAGAAAAGGAGGGUGAUGUGUCGGACUAUGAAAAGAAGAAGGCAACCUUCAUAACGCGAACAAUCUGGACCUUCGCCAUGAUCACCGGAUUCUUUGGCGCCAUGUUUGCUGGGCAUGUCUAUGUUCUCAUGAUCAUCACUGCUGUCCAAAUCGUUUCCUUCAAAGAAGUCAUAGCCAUCGCUCAGGUCCCCACAAGGCAGAAGAACCUUCCGCUUACCAGAUCUCUGAACUGGUACUUCCUGGUGAUAACGAUGUACUUCUUGUACGGCGAGAGUGUCAUCUACUACUUCAAACAUAUCCUUUUGGUGGAUAAGGUUCUGCUCCCUUUUGCGACACAUCAUCGUUUCAUCAGCUUCAUGAUGUACAUUUUCGGCUUCGUGUUCUUUGUCGGGUCGCUGAAAAAGGGACACUAUAAGUUUCAGUUCACUCAGUUUGCGUGGACUCACAUGGCCCUCUUCCUCAUCGUCGUUCAAGCGCACUUUAUGAUGAACAACGUUUUUGAGGGCAUGAUCUGGUUUUUCCUUCCGGUCUCCUUGGUCAUUACCAACGACAUUUUUGCCUACAUUUGCGGCAUCACGUUUGGCCGCACACAGCUUAUCAAGAUUUCUCCCAAAAAGACUGUCGAGGGGUUUGUUGGAGCUUGGAUUUGCACCAUCUUUUUCGGAUUUGCCCUCACCAAUAUCCUGAUACGCUACAAAUACUUCAUUUGCCCUGUCAACGAUCUGGGCGCCAAUAUCUUCACUGGGCUAGAAUGUACACCCAAUCCGGUCUUUGUGCCACAGCCUUAUUACAUGCCUGCAUGGACCGGAGUGGAGUAUACCCUCUGGAUUGAACCCAUGCAGUUUCAUAUUCUCAUUUUUGCCACCUUUGCAUCAUUGAUCGCACCCUUCGGAGGCUUCUUCGCUUCGGGGUUGAAGAGGUCAUUCAAGAUCAAAGACUUUGGCGACAGCAUCCCGGGACACGGAGGCAUGACAGAUCGGAUGGACUGUCAGUUCAUCAUGGGGUUCUUUGCUUACAUGUACUACGAAAGCUUCAUUGCCGUGUACAGAACCAGCGUGGGGGCCGUCAUCGAGUCGGCGAUUGUGGGCCUGACCCCUGAAGAACAGGUCGAAGUGGUCAAAGGUCUCGGAAAGUACCUCUAUAACCAGGGUGUAAUCUCGCAAAAGGUAUGUAGCCACUAUAUUUUGCACAAAAGCUAA